AGUUCUUAUUAUUUUUGUAGAAUGAACUGUUCCAUUUAAAAACCUUUAUUUGCUUAAAUGCCGAAUGAAAAUAGUUGCAAAUUGUGCCUGGUGGACCAGGCUCUUGAGUUCGACCUGGAGAAGUCUUCGUAUAAGUCUGUAAGCAACCUACUACAAAGGCUCUUCGACUGCUACAACAUAGAUGUCUCCAUCCUGGGAGAGAGCCCUUGCCUUUGCAAAAAGUGUUUCGAAGGGGUUCUACAAAUAAGCCAACAACUUGAGAAAUGGAGCAAUGCCCAGAAGGUCCUGCAGAAGACCGCCCUGGACAUUGCUGUCAAAAGGGAACCAACAUCUUCAUUAUGGGAUGCAAUUGAUGAUGCAGAAUUCAUAGCGGAGGACGAAACUCUCAAAUCGAACGAAUUUGAAUUUCUCAACAAGAAAGAACCACAAUCAGAAGACUAUACAUUUCUCGACGAGGAAGACUUGGCAUUCUUCAAUAUGGACGUAGAAUUUCUCAAGGUGGAAGAACCCCAAACAGAGGACGUUGAACAUCAGGCUGAGGACGUGUCUGCCAAAGUUUAUGAGGAACUAUUUGGAAUCGAGGAGAUUCAAAAUAAAUCUACAGACUCUUUGAAUUGGAGGAUGACUCCGCACCAAUUCUUUUCCGUUUGCCUGGAACCAGAUGGCUUGGCAAUAGCCGUAUUGUUCAAGGAUAAGACUCCACAGAGGAGCAUUCGUAUGUUGUGCACCUGCUGCAACCAGGUGUUUCCUACUGUGUCCAAAAUCAGGAAACACAGUUUGGUGAGCCGUGCACAUCCAGAGUAUUAGUGCCG
Molecule: messenger RNA, 812 nt
Organism: Drosophila kikkawai
Lineage: Eukaryota; Metazoa; Arthropoda; Insecta; Diptera; Drosophilidae
Gene: CkIIalpha-i1
Product: CKII-alpha subunit interactor-1
Source: RefSeq, a predicted model, not a curated record